Echinops telfairi (small Madagascar hedgehog) is the source of this 794-nucleotide messenger RNA. It is a transcript of the gene TTC9B, whose product is annotated as tetratricopeptide repeat domain 9B. The record is from RefSeq and is a predicted model, not a curated record. Gene Ontology annotation, molecular function: protein binding. The transcript is spliced from 3 exons. NCBI's taxonomy places the organism in Eukaryota, Metazoa, Chordata, Mammalia, Afrosoricida, Tenrecidae. Bases 1 to 693 code for a protein of 230 amino acids.
AUGCAGCGCGGCGCGCUGUCCCCGGUGCUGAUGCUCAGCGCUGCCCCGGAGCCUCCGCCGCGCCCCCCUCCCGCCCUCUCGCCGCCGGGCCCGGGCCCUCGCCAUGGCUCGGCCCGGCUGGGCGCUGCCCCGGAGCCGUCGGGGGGCGUGGGCGCGGCGCUCGACAGCAGUCUGCGGGCCGCCGUGGCGUUCAAGGCGGAGGGCCAGCGCUGUUACCGCGAGAAGAAGUUCCGGGAAGCCAUCGGCAAGUACCACCGGGCGCUGCUGCAGCUGAAGGCGGCGCAGGGGGCCCGUCCUGGCGGCCUGCCGGCCCCCGCCCCCGGGCCCGCCACCAGCCCGGGCCCGGCCCGCCUCAGCGAGGAGCAGCGGCGCCUGGUGGAGAGCACGGAGGUGGAGUGUUAUGACUCUCUCACGGCCUGCCUGCUGCAGUCGGAACUGGUGAACUAUGAGCGCGUGCGCGAAUACUGCCUCAAGGUGCUGGAGAAGCAGCAGGGCAACUUCAAGGCCACCUACCGCGCUGGCAUCGCCUUCUACCACCUGGGUGAUUACCCCCGCGCACUGCGCUACCUGCAGGAGGCCCGCAGCCGGGAGCCCACAGACACCAACGUUCUCCACUACAUCCAGCUGACACAGCUGAAGAUGAACCGGUGUGGCCUCCAGCGAGAGGACAGCGGGGGCCGGGCUCGGGUGUGAUUGGCUGAGGUCACCCCAGGGGAGCAGCCCCUCCCCCCUCACUAUGUAACUGCACCCUCCCCCCCACUGUUCCUUGGUAAAGCACUUGUCACUGGUGACCA